UGCCCCGUGCGACCCAGGCUGCCCUAUUCUCUGGUCACCGUGCCUGGCCAUUGGGACUGCUUCUGAUGGCUGUGGCCUGCGCUGCCCCAGGGAGCAUCUUCUGUAAGCAGCUCCUUUUCUCUCUCCUGGUUCUAACACUAUUUUGCGAUGCUUGUCAGAAAAUUUCUCUUCGAGUUCCUUCUCAUCUUCAAGCUGAAACACUUGUAGGCAAAGUGAAUCUGGAGGAGUGUCUCAAGUCGGCCAGCCUAAUCCUGUCCAGUGACCCUGCCUUCACCAUUCUAGAAGAUGGCUCAAUUUACACCACACGUGACUUCAUCUUGCCUUCUGAAAGGAAGAGCCUUUUCAUUUUUCUCUCAGACAGUCAGAGACAAGAACAAAAGCAGAUAGAAAUUGUACUGUCAGCGAGAGACAACAAGGGGCCUAAGAAGAGGCAUACCAAAGACACAGCCCUCAAGCGUGGCAAGAGACGAUGGGCUCCUAUUCCAUGUUCUCUGAUGGAGAACUCGUUGGGGCCAUUUCCACAACAUGUUCAGCAGAUCCAAUCUGAUGCCGCACAGAACUACACGAUCUUUUACUCCAUAAGUGGACCUGGUGUGGACAAAGAGCCCUUCAAUUUGUUCUUCAUAGAGAAAGACACUGGGGAUAUCUUUUGUACACGAAGCAUUGACCGUGAGCAAUAUGAUCAGUUUUUGCUGUAUGGCUAUGCGACAACAGCAGAUGGCUAUGCACCAGAGUAUCCCCUCCCCUUGUUAAUGAAGAUAGAAGAUGAUAACGAUAAUGCCCCAUAUUUCGAAUACCAGAAGACUGUCUUUAAUGUGCCUGAAAAUUGCCGAAGCGGAACUUCCGUGGGACAAGUGACUGCCAUAGACCUUGAUGAACCUGACACACUGCACACUCGUCUGAAGUAUAAAAUCUUACAGCAAAUCCCGGAUCACCCAAAGCAUUUCUCCAUUCAUCCAGACACUGGCGUCAUCACCACAGCUACACCUUUACUGGACAGAGAAAAAUGUGAUACUUACCAGUUAAUAAUGGAAGUACGAGACAUGGGAGGCCAACCUUUUGGUUUAUUUAAUACUGGAACAAUUACUAUUUCACUUAUAGAUGAAAAUGACAAUGCACCAUAUUUCACAGAAACUUUUUAUGUUACAGAAGUAGAAGAAAACAGAGUUGACGCUGAGAUUUUACGAAUGAAGGUUCAUGACAACGAUUUGCCAAACACCCCCCACUCAAAGGCUGUGUACACGAUCCUGCAGGGAAAUGAACACGAAAACUUCAAAAUCAGCACAGACCCAAAUACAAAUGAAGCAGUGUUGUGUGUUGUCAAGCCACUGAACUAUGAAGUCACUCGCCAGGUGGUUUUGAAGGUUGGUGUCCUUAAUGAAGCACAGUUUGCAAAAGCAGCCAAUUCACAAACUCCUACCAUGUGCACUACAACUGUCACUGUGAAAAUCAAAGACAGAGACGAGGGCCCUGAAUGCAAUCCACCAGUAAAAGUUAUUCAGAGUGCAGAUGGCGUCCCCGCUGGCCAGGAACUCCUAGGGUACAAAGCACUGGACCCAGAAACACACAGUGGUGAAGGCUUAAGGUAUAAGAAGUUAGGAGAUGAAGAUAACUGGUUUGAAAUUAAUGAACACACUGGCAACUUGAGAACUCUAAAAAUACUAGACAGAGAAUCGAAAUUCGUAAAAAACAAUCAAUACAAUGUUUCAGUUGUUGCAAUGGAUGCAGCUGGCCGAUCGUGCACUGGAACAUUAGUAGUUCAUUUGGAAGAUUAUAAUGAUCACCCACCCCAAAUUGAUAAAGAAGUGACCAUUUGUCAGCAAGAUAAGGAUUAUGCUGUUCUGCAACCUAUAGAUGAAGAUGGGCCUGAAAAUGGUCCACCUUUUCAAUUUCUUCUGGAUAAUGUUUCCAGCAGACUGUGGACCUUAGAAGCAAAGGAUGGUAAAACUGCCAUUCUUCGUCAACGGCAAAAUCUUGAUUAUGACUAUUACCCUGUGAUUAUGCAAAUAAAGGACAGACAUGGUUUAGCUGCAAAACAUGUGUUAACAGUGAAAGUGUGUGACUGUAUAGCUCCAUCUGACUGUAGAAUGACUGAGAAAAGUGUCAGAGAUAUUGAACCACCCAAAGUGAUUCUUGGAAAAUGGGCUAUUCUUGCCAUGGUGUUGGGUGCUACCUUGUUGUUAUGUGUUCUGUUUACGUGUUUCUGUGUGACCACUAAGAAGGUAGUGAAAAAAUGUUUUCCAGAAGAUGUAGCCCAGCAAAAUUUAAUUGUAUCAAACACUGAAGGACCCGGAGAAGAAGUGAUGGAAGCAAAUAUUAGACUCCCCAUGCAGACAUCGAACAUUUGUGACACAAGCAUGUCUGUUGGUACUCUUGGUGGCCAGGGAAUCAAAACACAGCAAAGUUUUGAGAUGACCAAAGGAGGCUACACUUUGGAUUCCAGCAAAGGAGGUGGACAUCAGACCUUGGAGUCUAUCAAGGCAGUAGGGCAGGAUCCUGGCAGAUACACAUACACAGACUGGCAGAGCUUCACUCAACCUCGGCUUGGUGAAAAGGUGUAUCUGUGUGGACAAGACGAGGAGCAGAAACAUUCUGAAGACUACGUUCGCGCAUAUAACUAUGAAGGCAAAGGGUCUUUGGCCGGCUCAGUAGGCUGUUGCAGUGAUCGGCAGGAAGAAGAGGGGCUCGAGUUUCUAGAUCAUCUAGAACCCAAAUUUAGGACGUUGGCAAAGACUUGUGUAAAGAAAUAAAUGUGGUUUCUAAUAGAAUAACAGCUACAAAUGCAUAUGUGGAAGUUAAUGUGAAACGACAGCGCUUCUGCUAAUAUUGUUUUUUAUUGGAGGUAGAGAUAAGGGUACUAUAAAUAUGAAACUCCCCUCAAUUCUCCUUGUGUGAUGUAACUUCCCUGUUCUCUAGAAAGAAAGGUGUUGUUUGUGAAUUUCCUUUUAUAUGCAUGUAUAUUUUGCCCUUUUCAAGACUGUACUGUGGGCUUUCUUGCACCUUGUAAUUGAAAACUAUUUUUUUUGUGUGCUGUGGAAAAGAGCUGGGUAUUGUGGAGGCUAAUGAAAGAUGAAUUUGCAUUUCAGAAGUACAAAUUAAAUAUUUUCUUCAAAAUUUGGGGGAGAAUUACGUUCUUAGAAAUAUUUUCUUUGGUGCCAGAGAAUUACAUCCUCUCCAAAGUGGGCUUAGAAACGAUUUUUAAGUAUUCUUAGGUGCAGUCUUGGGUUUGGUGAAUUAGUGUGUUUCUCAUACACUUUGCACUCCUCGGAGUGCUCUCCCUGGGUGCUCGGCUCUCUGCCCACGUAGAUGUGUUACCAGUUUUCUACCGCUGCUAGGAUUGUUGGAAAGACAAGAACCAGAACAAGCUCAUGGUAACCUGAGCUGCAGAGAUUUUACAAGGAUUACUCCAGAGUAUUUCCAUGAAAGAAUUGCAACCCUGAGGCUCAUGGGUUGAUUUAGGCUCACAAAUAUGUUUUGUUUGCUCAACAUGAUGUACUAUUGUUUUUAAAAUGUAAAUACCUUGCCAACAUCAUUCAUUCUCCAGUUUGAGACGGGCCUACUGUUUCUGGCAUCUCCAAGCCUCUGGAUGACUAGCCCUGAAACAUUAGGCAGUGACUCUGACACACAGACAUUCGCCUUUGGAAUAUGCCAAAAAAUUGAGUUACCAUCCAUAUUGGAACAUAAUACUCAGUCUGCAUUAGUGAUUGCUUUAAGAAAAUAGAAAAUCAGAAAUAAUGACUGGCAUGUAUAUGUUAAAAAAUUAAAAUCUAUUACACCAGCACUGAUCAAACAUUGUUUGAAUGAUGGAUAAAUGAAUGUACACAUUAGUAAUUACAUUAUUAGGUCUAAUAUUUUAUUAGGAUAUUAUAUUUUACUGAUAUAAAAAGAAACUAUAUAAUUCAAUAGUAUUUUAAUAGUCAUUUGUGGCAAAGUCUAUAAAUCUAUAAACAAUAAUAGUAUAUGUCCCGUGGAAAUUUGUCAUCGAGAUAAAAAGUGUGUUUUUUUUUAAUCUAUUAACUAGUUAACUAUUGAACAUGAGUGGUUGUUUCUUUUAAAUUUCAUGACAUCUUAUUCUCAGAUAUGUUUCUAUUAAAAUGCUUUUUGAUAUGAAGUUGGAACACAAGAAAAAAUAUUUUAGCAAGUCAGAUUUUAGUUUACAAAGUGUCCGUAAUGUAUGCUUGUAUAGCCAUUAUAAGAUAAUUUGUGGGGGUGGUGCAAUUUUUGUCAUGCUACUCAGACAAUGAUCCUAGUUCUAAAAUUUUUUAAAUAUAACAUUAUAAAUUUGGAAAUAUAAUAUCAUAAGUUAUAUUCUUAAAUGUAGGUACAGAAUGUUCUUGGAGCAAUUAAAAAUCAUUAGCCAAACAUUAAUUUAUAUGUGUUUGUCUUUCUAUUUCUUUUAUACUUGUUUAGGUAUGGAAGAGAAAAUAUGCAACAACAUAAAAGGACAAUUAAUGUCCAAACGUAGAUUUCUCAAUCACCAAGAAAAGACCCUUUAAGAAUGUUAGAAGAAUUAUUAGAAAGUGUAGGAAAUGAGUUUUCAUUAAGUAUUUUGGGCUGUUUACAAUGUUUUCAAGGUAUCAUUAACUUUUAUCUCACAGAAAAACUUUGACUACAUUUUCAUUUAUUAUAUCCCAAAUUAAAUGUUAAUCAUAUGAUUGAUAAAAUUUAUGAAACUUCACUAGACUGUUCACAAAUUUAGUUUGUUAAUAAAAGAAACAAAAGAUUGUAUUUUGUGGAUUUAUUUAAUUGUCAGUUAAUUGUCCAUAAAUGAAUGCUUAUGAAUUAUUUUUCUGUAAUUCAGUUUAUAGUGAGAAAAACACACAAUUCAAUUUACUUUUUCUUAUUUCAGA
Nycticebus coucang (slow loris) is the source of this 4850-nucleotide messenger RNA. RefSeq names its product desmocollin 1 (gene DSC1). Gene Ontology annotation, cellular component: plasma membrane; desmosome. NCBI's taxonomy places the organism in Eukaryota, Metazoa, Chordata, Mammalia, Primates, Lorisidae. Gene Ontology annotation, biological process: homophilic cell-cell adhesion. The record is from RefSeq and is a predicted model, not a curated record. The coding region runs from base 66 to 2750 and encodes 894 amino acids. Gene Ontology annotation, molecular function: calcium ion binding. The transcript is spliced from 16 exons.